Gongylonema pulchrum is the source of this 434-nucleotide messenger RNA. Lineage: Eukaryota; Metazoa; Nematoda; Chromadorea; Rhabditida; Gongylonematidae. The record is from the annotation of a GenBank genome assembly.
UAAUUCAUAAUCGUACUCCCGUCGCUGUCGAUGAUGUAGUCUUCCUGUCCACCAUCGAUGGUUCUCUUCGAGCAGUGGAGCCUCAUAGUGGAGUGGUAAAAUGGACGUUGAAAGGAGGAAGUAAACGAGAUGUAUGGUUGGAGAUUGAUCCAGAAACAGGCACGAAACUUCAUGAGCUGUCAUUAUCACAUACAGAUCGUCAUUGUCCUUUGAACAAAAACAGCAGUGUUUUCAUUGGAAGGUCUGAGUAUAAAUUAACAAUGUUUGAUCCGGAAAACCAAAAACGACGGUGGAAUGCAACAUUCACGGAUUAUUCAAGUCAUUUAUUACCGACCGAUUCGUCAUACCGGUAUCAGCAUUUUGCAAGUACCAUGGCUGGUCGUGUUGUAACAGUGAAUAAGGAUGACGGGAAAGUUGUUUGGGAAACGGAUGCA